Molecule: messenger RNA, 293 nt
Organism: Bursaphelenchus okinawaensis
Lineage: Eukaryota; Metazoa; Nematoda; Chromadorea; Rhabditida; Aphelenchoididae
Source: the annotation of a GenBank genome assembly
AUGAGAUUCUUCAUCAUCCUUCUUUUGGCUCUCUUGGCUGUCACUGCUCUUGGUAAGUCGACAUUACAGUAUCUUUGAAAGCUUGUUAUAAUAAAAUACAACUUCUAAUAUAAUAAUCUAUAGGAGCCGCCCACCACGGUAAGAAGCCAGCCCACCACCCUCCAGCCCACAAAGCUCCAGCUCACAAAGCCCCAGCCAAAGCCGGUACUAAAGCUCCAUCUGGAACUGGUGCCACUUCAGCUGCCAAGACUACUGGUGCUGCUGCGGCCGCUACUACCGCCAAGGCUGCUUAA